AUGGACAACUGGUUGUUCGUCUACCUUGUCUCUAUCGUCAUUGAGCCUAUACUUUCAGACAACGCUCCUCAGUUCGUGUUCCCGAGGCCAUAUGGUGGUUCAACAGUCGAGAUUCCCGAAAACACAGAUAUAAAGAAGGUGAUACUCGAUCUGAAGGCCACCGACCAGGACAAGGACAUGUUAAAGUUUUCUGUUGUUGGGGAACACUCGUACACAUUCAAGUGCGCAGGCUCGAGCCUCGUUCUGAUGAAUCCAGUGGAUUACGAAGAGCAGUCACUGUACAACGUGCAAAUAAGAGCGUUUGAUGGGUCGUACGCAUCGGUCACUCAUCUCACUGUCAUAGUUACUGAUGUCAAUGACAAUGCCCCGGAAGUUGAUAGAAUUGACCCUCUAGAGAUACCGGAGCAACUACCGGAAGGCUCUGUCAUUGGUGCAAUAACAUCGGCACGUGAUGUGGACACCAAUGACAAGAUCACGUUUUCUCUAAAAGUGUGA
This is a messenger RNA of Haliotis rubra (blacklip abalone), 495 nucleotides long. RefSeq names its product protocadherin gamma-A10-like. The record is from RefSeq and is a predicted model, not a curated record. NCBI's taxonomy places the organism in Eukaryota, Metazoa, Mollusca, Gastropoda, Lepetellida, Haliotidae. The coding region runs from base 1 to 495 and encodes 164 amino acids. Gene Ontology annotation, cellular component: plasma membrane. Gene Ontology annotation, biological process: homophilic cell-cell adhesion. The transcript is spliced from 5 exons. Gene Ontology annotation, molecular function: calcium ion binding.